AACCGUCUACAGGCAAAUAUUACAAAUAAUAACUAUACAGACCCUAACAACCUCAUGUUUACAGAUAUCAUAAUCUUGGGAAUGGACAAGCAACCUACCAAUUUUACCGUCGUACUUAGUAGUUCUGCCACCUCCAUUUCAAAUGUUGCCUACAAUGUUUCAUCAAAGGUGGUGAAGAUCAGUGAUCUCAAGGGACUGGUACUCGGUCAAGAAUUCUCCAUUGAAUGGAAACUUCCAGUCAGUGACCUGGAGAAAUUCAACUGCUACCCUGAGGGUGCUGCUGUCUCUGAGGAGAGGUGUAGGCUGCGGGGGUGCCUUUGGGAGUACACAACUGUUCCUGACGUGCCCACCUGUUACUACGACACCAUCCCUAGGUAUGCCGCCAGUAACAUUCAGUACCUGCCUACGGGCAUCACCACAGACCUUGCCCACCUGGGGGCCCCGGAAUCAGCCCGAGCAGCCCCUGCCUCUGGCUCUCUCUCGGCAGCAAUCAGCUUCCUCCAGCUGAGCGUGAUCUACCACACAGAAAACAUGCUGCAGUUCAAGAUCUUUGAUUCCACGAACAAAAGGUACGAGGUCCCAGUGACUCUGAACACCCCUCCCUCUCCAGUUGGCUCCCCUGAGGACCGUCUGUAUGACGUCAGGAUUCAGAACAAUCCUUUUGGGAUCCAGAUUCGACGAAAAAGCUCCAGCACUGUGAUUUGGGAUUCUCAGCUGCCUGGCUUCACCUUCAACGACAUGUUCCUCUCCAUUUCUACUCGCCUCCCCUCUCAGUACAUCUAUGGCUUUGGGGAGACGGAGCACACAGCUUUCAGAAGAAAUAUAAACUGGACCACGUGGGGAAUGUUUGCUCGUGAUGAGCCCCCAGCGUACAAGAAGAAUUCCUAUGGCGUCCACCCCUACUACAUGGCACUGGAGGAGGAUGGCAGUGCCCAUGGUGUGCUCCUGCUAAACAGCAAUGCCAUGGAUGUGUCAUUCCAGCCCACUCCUGCCCUAACAUACCGCACCACAGGAGGGAUUUUGGACUUUUAUAUGGUUUUGGGGCCAACCCCUGAGCUUGUAACUCAACAAUACACUGAGUUGAUUGGUCGGCCAGCAAUGACUCCAUACUGGGCCUUGGGAUUCCAGCUAAGUCGCUACGGAUACCAGAAUGAUACUGAGAUCUCCCAAUUGUAUAAGGCAAUGAUGGCGGCCCAGAUUCCCUAUGAUGUCCAGCAUGUAGACAUCGAUUACAUGGACCGGAAGCUGGACUUCACUCUCAGCCCCAGCUUCCAAAACCUCGGUCUCUUGAUUGAGCAAAUGAAGAAUGGUAGCAUGAGAUUCAUUCUCAUUCUGGACCCAGCCAUUUCUGGCAAUGAGACCCAGUAUCGCCCAUUCACCAGAGGGCAGGAUAACAAUGUGUUCAUCAAAUGGCCCAACAGCAAUGACAUUGUCUGGGGAAAGGUUUGGCCAGAACUGCCCAAUGUGAAUGUGGAUACAUCCCUUGACCAUGAAACUCAGGUUAAGCUGUACAGAGCCUACGUGGCUUUUCCUGACUUCUUACGUAAUAGCACGGCUGCAUGGUGGAAGAUGGAAAUAAAAGAGCUGUAUGCGAAUUCUGAAGAGUCAGAGAAGAGCUUAAAGUUUGACGGAUUGUGGCUUGAUAUGAAUGAGCCAUCAAACUUUGUGGAUGGAUCUGUCAGGGGCUGCAGCGAUGGAAUUCUUAAUGAUCCACCCUAUAUGCCAUAUUUGGAGUCCCGGGACAGGGGCCUGAGCAGCAAGACCCUGUGCAUGGAGAGUGAGCAGGUCCUGCCAGAUGGCUCGCGGGUGCGGCACUACGACGUCCACAGCCUGUACGGAUGGGCCCAGGCCAGACCCACCUACGAAGCUGUGCAGGAGGUGACGGGACAGCGAGGGGUCAUCAUCACCCGCUCCACAUUCCCGUCUUCUGGCCGCUGGGGAGGCCACUGGCUGGGUGACAACAUGGCUGCGUGGGACCAGCUGAGGAAAUCGAUCAUUGGCAUGAUGGAGUUCAGUCUCUUUGGAAUACCAUAUACAGGAGCGGAUAUUUGUGGCUUCUUUGGAAAUGCCGAAUAUGAGAUGUGUGUUCGCUGGAUGCAACUGGGGGCCUUUUACCCUUUUUCCAGAAACCACAACACCAUCGGGACAAGGAGACAAGAUCCUGUGGCCUGGAAUUCCACCUUCGAGAUGUUCUCCAGAAAAGUCCUUCAGACCAGAUACACCCUGCUGCCCUACCUCUACACUUUGAUGCAUAAAGCUCACGUUGAGGGCAGCACUGUCGUCCGACCCCUUCUCCAUGAGUUUACGAAUGACAACAAAACAUGGGAUAUAGACUGUCAGUUCAUGCUGGGUCCUGCCCUCUUAAUCAGCCCCGUGCUGGAAAGUAACACUUUUGAGACCCGUGCUUAUUUUCCCAGGGGCCGUUGGUAUGACUACAGCACGGAAUCUGGCAGUGUGUCGACAGGUGAGUGGAAAAUCCUGGGCGCUCCCCUUGACCACAUCAACCUUCAUAUCAGAGGAGGCUACAUCCUGCCUUGGCAAGAGCCUGCGAUGAACACUCACGCCAGGUAA
Molecule: messenger RNA, 2571 nt
Organism: Leptonychotes weddellii (Weddell seal)
Lineage: Eukaryota; Metazoa; Chordata; Mammalia; Carnivora; Phocidae
Source: RefSeq, a predicted model, not a curated record